This is a messenger RNA of Vigna radiata var. radiata (mung bean), 2065 nucleotides long. RefSeq names its product APO protein 3, mitochondrial. Gene Ontology annotation, molecular function: RNA binding. Bases 605 to 1819 code for a protein of 404 amino acids. The record is from RefSeq and is a predicted model, not a curated record. NCBI's taxonomy places the organism in Eukaryota, Viridiplantae, Streptophyta, Magnoliopsida, Fabales, Fabaceae. The transcript has 4 exons.
AACCCUAACUUCAUCUUUCCCACGUGUCUCCUCCUUCGCCUGCACAGGUCCAAUCCAAGGACACAACAUCUACUCACGGCUGCACCUCCCUAACCAGCCAAGUUCUCCGGCGUCGUCGGAACCAUCACAGCCCUUAAAACUCGAGCCACGGCCGUUUCUGUCAGCGGCACCAUCUUCUCCUUCCCCCUUCCUAUUCUGAAACUCAAAUCGGGAACCAACAUACCCCUUCCUCGAGAACACCACCGUGCAACCUGGAGGUCGCUGCCACGACAGCGACGACUUCAACGUCGGUCUUUCGCCACAGUCAAGAUGCAAGUCGCACGCGAGCAGUGUUGAUCCCACUUCUCAAGCUCGCUGGUGGCGCGAUGCUCACCAUUCGCGACAGACACCGCUCCUUCCGCCGCGUUGCCUUCCAUAGUCACUCACGCUUUCUCCUUUCUUUUCCUCCCACCAUUUGUACUUUGAUUGGGCUCACAGGGCGUCAAUGUCCGUGACAUUGGAGAACGCAACAUCAACACCAAAACGACAGAAACUUGCAAGAGUGAACUAGUGAACCACGCAAUUGUUACCUAGCAGUGUAGGUAUCCUCUGGUAAUGAGCAGUGAUGCUGCCAAGACAUGUUCAAACUCUUGGUGAUCUCCUCGAGAGAUUUAAACUAGUUCAUUUUUCAAAACUCAGAGGUAUACAUGGACAUUUUUGUCUUUGGUACUCCACUCUGUCGACUUGCAAUGAGAUACCAAAAAAGCUCAACAAGUUUGAGCGGAAACCGCUAGUGACAAGUUUUAACGAGCUUAAGCGAGAAGCUGGGCUGAAGAAAAAGGAGAGACAAAUGGUGCAUGAGAUUGUAUUACAACCUCCUGAAAAUGGCAUGCUGGUUAAGAAUCUGAUUCCUGUUGCUCAUGAGGUUUUUGCUGCCAGAUGUGAACUAUUAUCCUGUGUUUCAAGACUUGUCAACUAUACUGCUAUUUAUGCAUGCAGCUUAUGUGGAGAAGUUCAUGUUGGUCAUCCGCCACACAAAAUUAGAACAUGUGAUGUUAAAGGAAGCCCAUCAAGCAAAGAACAUAGUUGGGUCAAAGGUGGUGUUGAACAUGUUCUGCCACUUGUAGAAUCAUUUCACCUGUAUGAUAGAAUAGGGAGGGCUGUUUCACAUAAUGAAAUGCUUGAAGUUGACCGAAUUCCAGCAAUUGUGGAAUUGUGUGUCCAGGCAGGUUUUGACAUACCAGAGUACCCUACCAGGAGAAGGACCUUCCCUGUUUACUGUGUUGCUGGUAGGAUUAUAGAUUUUGAGAAAAGAUUUCCUAAAGAAAUGUCUCUUGGGGCAGAUAUAGAAGCACAUGGAUUUUGGUAUAAGAAAAAAAAACUCAAUGAAGACACAAAUUCCAUGGUGAUGCAUUCUGACAAUAUCCAAGCUAUUGCUGUUCUGGGCAUGAAAGCCUGGGAAAAAAUGUGCAUAGGAGCUUCAAAACUUAUGGAGAAGUAUCCUGUUCAAACUUGUGGAUAUUGUCCAGAGGUACAAGUGGGGCCCAAAGGUCAUAGAGUUCGAAAUUGUCAAGCUUUCAAACACCAGAUGAGGGAUGGACAACAUGCAUGGCAGAAGGCAACAAUUAAUGAUCUGGCACCUCCAGUGUGUGUCUAUCACAUUCGAGAUCAACAAGCAACAAAACCUUUGGUAAAUGAGUUGAAAAGGUACUAUGGUAUGCUGCCAGCAGUGGUUGAGCUAUUUGCUCAGGCUGGAGCACCAGUUGGAAAGAAUUAUGCAUCAAUGAUGAGGGAAGAUGUUGUAAUCCCUGAAAUCGAUGAGGAAAAGUGGGUUGUUUAAAUCAUUGGAUUCAGUACAUGGAGGAACCAUUUGUGUACUAGAGUAGUCAAAAUAUGAAAAAUUAAGGUUUAAUUACUUUCAAUCAUACAAAAAUAUAUUACAUUAUGUUAGCCUAACUAUGUUACAACUCAAAAUCAAAAUACAUAAUGUAUAGUAGUUAUGCAAUUAUCCAUAUAAAUGCUAUGGAUGGAAGUUGAAUACAAGAAACACACAGCAGAACACAGACACAAAACAUAUCUUUUUUAA